Molecule: messenger RNA, 1545 nt
Organism: Biomphalaria glabrata
Lineage: Eukaryota; Metazoa; Mollusca; Gastropoda; Planorbidae
Product: ER membrane protein complex subunit 2-like
Exons: 10
Coding region: 122-997 (291 amino acids)
Biological process (GO): protein folding in endoplasmic reticulum
Cellular component (GO): EMC complex
Molecular function (GO): protein binding
Source: RefSeq, a predicted model, not a curated record
UUAAUAAACGUAUUGUUGAAUUUAGGAACAAAUCUGGGUGUAUAGAUCUAAAUUAUCUCUAGAUCCAAUUAUCUCCUUUUAUCUCGUUAAAGAGUCAAAAAAAAAUUCUACUUUUCAAAACAUGGCGCAGCAAAUGAGUCUAUCAGAGGCUCGUACUAUUCUGAAGAAGUUUAGAGAUGAACAAACUCGAGACUCACAUCUUAUCAUCAACUUGUGGAACAGUGUUCUUAUGGACAACUGUCACAAACUGGGUGAUGAGCUAUGGUUGGUGUAUGAACAAGUCUGUGCUGCUGCUCUAGAUUGUCAGAGAUUUGAUACAGCAGAAUUGUGUAUACAAGCACUAGACAACAAGUUCCCCAAAAGUAUACGAGUGCGGAGGUUAAAAGGCAUGCUGUAUGAGGCUAGAGAAGAAUAUACAGAUGCAGAAGAAGAAUAUAAUAGUAUAUUAGAGAAAGAUGAAACAAAUAUGUAUGCAAAAAAAAGAAAGAUUGCUAUUCUGAAAGCCCGACAAAAGAUCAGUGAAGCCAUACAUAGUUUAAACGAUUACUUAAAAAGUUUUAUGACAGACUAUGAAGCAUGGAAUGAAUUGUGUGAUCUCUAUUUAUCUCAGCUUGAUUAUAACAAUGCAGCCUUCUGUCUGGAAGAGUUGAUCAUGUACAACCCACACAAUCAUCUCUAUCAUCAAAAAUAUGCUGAGAUUCGCUACACACAAGGUGGAAAUGAAAAUAUUGAACUGGCCAGAACAUACUUUGCACAGGCUGUAAAAUUAAACCCAAAUAACCUUAGAGCGCUGUAUGGAUUUUUCUUGUCAUCAUCCUAUCUGGCAGUGAGUUCCAAUAAAGGUGUGAAAGAUAAGCAGCUCAAUCAAAAAUAUUCUGCCUGGGCUGCAGAACAAAUUCAAAACAAAUAUGAGAGCCAGCAGCCUGAGUCCCAGCUGAAAGAGACCAAGGUUAUAGAAUGUAUUGAAAAACUGUUAGACUCCUUACAGGCUAAUUGACAAGUGUGGACUGUGUAAAGGUGUGUGAUUGAAUUCAGAAAGGGCUGUGUGAUUCAUUGUUGUCUAUAAUCAGUAAAAAUUUUUUUUUUUUUUUCCAAAGCAAAUUCUUAAUUUAUUGGAUUGGUGUUAAUAGUUUCCUGUGAGUUUCUUUCUUCAAAGCAAUUGGUGCCACUUAAAUUAUAUUCUUUUCAAUUUAUUUUUAAACCUUUUCUACACAUAACUGUUCUUAUAAUUCAACUCUGUGUAGUGCUCUAAAAUUCUUGUUUUUCUUGCUAAAAUAAAUAAAUUGGUACAUCUAAUUGUUGCAUCAUACCAAAACAUUGCUGGGUUCUUUUCUUAACAUUUUUUUUUGAAAACUAUAUAUCAAAAUAUUCUUGUCUCACUAUUACUCUAGAAGUUUAUUAUUAAAUAUGGAUGAUGAAAACUUGUACUAAAUAGAAAUAAAAUGUUUUGGAAAUUAGUAUGAUGAUAUUUUUAAAACUUUUGUACUCAAUUGGCCUAUUCAUGUGCAUAGCAAACUUUAAAAUGAAUAAAAUAGCUUUAAAAUA